Molecule: messenger RNA, 1700 nt
Organism: Gadus macrocephalus (Pacific cod)
Lineage: Eukaryota; Metazoa; Chordata; Actinopteri; Gadiformes; Gadidae
Gene: coq3
Product: coenzyme Q3 methyltransferase
Exons: 6
Coding region: 26-1048 (340 amino acids)
Biological process (GO): ubiquinone biosynthetic process
Molecular function (GO): 2-methoxy-6-polyprenyl-1,4-benzoquinol methyltransferase activity
Source: RefSeq, a predicted model, not a curated record
AAACGUUGUUUAAUAUCCAGUGGAAAUGUACUCAAAGAAGUUUGGUCGGAUUUUACUUGGGUUUUAUUCCCAUAACACAAAUGUUUUGAGUGUCAUCCAACGUCGGCUUGCUACUUGUCCUUUUAGUUGGUCAAGUGCAUGUAAACACCGUAAACAGUUGUUGCAGAGGACGACGAUUGUGAGCUCGGAACGGUCUGUCCUUCUCUGUCAGAUGAGUACUCAGUCAGCCUCCAAUACUACCGUGGACCCAGAGGAGUUGAGACGGUUCCAGGCCCUGGCCAGCAAGUGGUGGGAUGAGCAUGGAGAAUUUGCCGCUCUCCAUUCCUUGAAUGACCUUCGCGUACCUUUCAUAAGGGACAAUUUGAUGAGCCUACACAGAGAGUGUCAGCCGGGAAGACCCCUAGGAGGACUCAAGAUACUGGACGUGGGCUGUGGAGGAGGGCUGCUCACUGAGCCCCUGGCCCGUCUGGGAGGUCACGUGCUGGGGGUGGACCCCGUGGAGAACAGCAUCAGCCUGGCCCGGCUUCACUCGUCCAGCGACCCUGAGCUCGGCGGACGGCUCCGCUACCGGGCGUGCACUGUGGAGGAGCUGCUGGGGUCCGAGGAGGAUGUCCGGGGGGAGGAGAAGGAGGCGGGAGAAGGCCCGUUUGAUGCGGUGGUGGCGUCCGAGGUGGUAGAACACCUGGCCGACCUGGAAACGUUUGCUUUCUGCUGCGGUCACUUGAUCAAGCCAGGCGGCUCCCUCUUUAUCACCACCAUCAACAAGACCAACCUGUCGUACGCUCUGGCCAUCGUGGCCGCCGAGCAGAUCCUGCGCAUCGUGCCCCAGGGGACCCACGACUGGGACAAGUUCAUCAGCCCUGCGGACCUGGAGCGUCUGCUAGAGCCCCACGGCUUCUCGGUGCUGACUGUUCAGGGGAUGCUGUACAACCCGGUGACAGGGAGCUGGUGCUGGAGCGACAACACAGAGAUAAACUACGCGCUGCACGCUGUCAAGGCGGCCGAGGAGCCGCCGCACCGCCAGGCGGAGCCAGAGGGACGGGCGUGAACGGUGGCACGGACGAGGUCAUGGACGAGGUUGCGCAGAGGUCAGCCGCUGAACGAGGCCGGCGUUCCUCAUCAACAGAAAUAAAAGGCAGACUUUGGUACACGUUAGGUGCCGUGUACAAAUAAAGACGGGAUGAAACGACACUGCAUCACGGGUUACAUCUGUGUUACGUUAGGACGCUAAUGAGGAAACCAGUCGGUGGAUGUCGAGGAAGUAAAAGAAGAAGGUGUGGGGGACUCUAGGAGUCAAUGAAUCCUGUGGUAAACGUGCUAAGGAUUUCCUUGCAGGGUUUGCUUAGCUUGAGGCAGGUGCAUGCAUUGCUAUUUGUCGGGAUAUUUCCUUCUGUUGUCCUGUGCUGCUGAUUAUAUUCUGCACAUUUUUUUUGGUCCGCUGAUGUUUUCAACAAAACAAGUGCAGCGUAUGUAAGCCAUAACUUCAGGGUGUUGUUUGCUGUUCAGAGAAUGGGAGGAUCACUUCUAUAGAUAUAUAUAAAUUUAUGUAUAUCUUGAUCUAUAUGCAUUUGAUAAAGUCCCUGUUGUGAAUUAUAAAGUCACUCCAUUCAUUUGUUCAAAUCAUUGAAUGACAUUUUGGUACAAAAUAGUUGACUUUCCUGUGUCAAAUCAAAAUUAAAUUAAAAUGGACACGCAUGUAA